Molecule: messenger RNA, 939 nt
Organism: Ailuropoda melanoleuca (giant panda)
Lineage: Eukaryota; Metazoa; Chordata; Mammalia; Carnivora; Ursidae
Product: olfactory receptor 2L8
Exons: 1
Coding region: 1-939 (312 amino acids)
Biological process (GO): G protein-coupled receptor signaling pathway
Cellular component (GO): membrane
Molecular function (GO): G protein-coupled receptor activity; olfactory receptor activity
Source: RefSeq, a predicted model, not a curated record
AUGGAAAAUUCUACUCAAACAUCAACUGAUUUCAUCUUAUUGGGGUUGUUCCCACCAUCAAGAAUUGGCCUAUUCCUAUUUAUUCUCAUUGUUUUUAUCUUUCUAAUGGCUCAGUUUGGCAACCUUUCCAUGAUUACCCUCAUCUUCCUAGACACCCAUCUCCACACACCCAUGUAUUUCUUACUUAGUCAGCUCUCCCUCAUUGAUCUUAACUACAUCUCCACAAUUGUCCCCAAGAUGGCUUCCAAUUUUCUGUUUGGAAACAAGUCUAUCUCCUACAUUGGGUGUGGGGUUCAGAGCUUCUUCUUCUUGACUUUAGGAGGGGCGGAAGCAUUGCUCUUGACAUGUAUGGCCUAUGAUCGUUAUGUGGCUAUUUGCUUUCCUCUCCACUAUCCCAUUCAUAUGAGCAAAAGAGUGUGUGUGCUGAUGAUAACGGGAUCAUGGAUUAUGGGCUCAAUCAACUCCUGUGCCCACACUGUAUAUAUUCUCCAUAUCCCUUAUUGCCAGUCUAGAGCCAUCAACCACUUCUUCUGUGAUGUUCCAGCCAUGGUGAAUCUGGCCUGCGUGGACACCUGGGUCUAUGAGUACACAGUGUUUGUAAGCACCACCCUCUUCCUUGUGUUUCCCUUCAUUGGCAUUGCAUGUUCCUAUGGCUGGGUCCUCUUUGCCAUCUGCCGCAUGCGGUCAACAGAGGGGAGGAAAAAGGCCUAUUCAACCUGCAGCACCCACCUCACUGUGGUGACUUUCUACUAUGCACCCUUUGCUUACACUUAUCUACACCCAAAAUCCCUCCAAUCUCCAACAGAGGACAAGAUCCUGGCUGUCUUCUACACCAUCCUGACCCCAAUGCUCAACCCCAUCAUCUACAGUCUGAGAAACAAGGAGGUGAUGGGGGCCCUGAGAAGAGUGAUUCGGAGAAUCUCCUUUAUGAAAAUGUAG